AUGACUGAAAAGAAGGUUAAUGAAAAUGAUAGUGAGAAGGUUAGUGAGAGGCAAGUUGAUAGAGUCACUGAAAGUGAGAGGGUCCAACUGUCGAAUCAGGUCAAUGAGGAAGAAAAUGAUGAUGAUUAUGCUCCUAGAGAUGGGGAGGAAACUGAAGAUAGCUUAAGUGAUAGAGAGUUAGCUGAUGAGGAUGAGGAAUACAUUUCAAGCCGUAGGGAUAUUAGAAUUGACAGAGAUACCUUUAAAGAUAUUGGAAGAUGCAUUGCCGAGGUAAAUGAUGAUGAGUGCAUGGAUGCUUUGACAACCAAAGCAAUUUGUGAGGGAUGGAAUCUGCAUUUUAGUAGGGUGGGUAGGGAAAGAUGUGAGGAGCCAUGCAAUCGGAGGUGCUAUGGCAGUGUGGUGCAGGCAAGGUAUGAUUUGAAUGCCUUUAGGAUGAGGCAGAAUUUUACAAUUGAUGAUUUGAGGGCUGAUAUUUGUGAGAGAUAUGGCAUAGAACCAAAGGCAAACAGAUUGUACAAAGCAAAAUCAAUUGCUUUGGAGACAUUAAGGGGUUUAGUGACUGCUCAUUAUGCCAAAUUGAGGAGUUACUUGGCUGAGAUGAUGGCCAGUGAUCCAGAGGGGAAAUUUGAGCUAUUAUGCAAUGAAGGAGCUAUCUUUAGAGGGUUAUACAUUGGUUUCAGCUCAUUGAUGAAAGGGUUCAAAGCUGGACGUAGACCAAUAAUAGGACUAGAUGGAUCUUUUUUGAAAACACAUCUAGGUGGGAUUUUGCUUUGCGCUAUAAGUAAAGAUGGUAAUAAUCAGAUGUAUCCAUUGUCAUGGGUUGUUGUGGAGGUGGAGAAUGAAGAAAAUUGGAAAUGGUUCAUUGAAAGACUGUUGGAGCAGUUGGGGACAAAACAAGGUGGAGGUUACACCUUCAUUUCUGACCAACAAAAGGGACUGACAAAAACAUUGGCAAAUCUAGCACCUAUGUUUGAGCAUAGGAAUUGUGCUAGACAUGCUUAUGCAAACUGGAACAAAAAACACAAGAGUAUUCAUUUGAAGAACAUGUUUUGGAGCUGUGUAAGAACCACAUAUGUGGAGGAGUGGCAGAUGGCAGUUGAUGAAAUGAGAAAGGUGAAUAAGCAAGCCUAUCUUGACUUCAUGGAGAGAGAACCAGCCAAAUUCUGUAAGGUUUUCAUUAGUACCCAAUGCAAAUGCUAUAUGGUUGAUAAUAACAUAAGUGAAACUUUUAAUGGGUAUAUUGUUAGGUCUAGAGGAAAGCAUGUUAUUACUAUGUGUGAGGAAAUUAGAUGCUCUGUGAUGGAGAGACAGUAUAAGAAACUUAGUGAGGUUUCUUUUGUCAAUGAUACUUUAUGCUUUAGGAUUAGGAAGACAGUAGAGGAGUUGAAGUUUAAGUGUAGGUAUUGUGAGGUUCAUCCUGCUGUUGGUGGCUUAUAUAAGGUUCAUCUUUAUGAUGAUAAGUUCAUUGUUAGUCUUGAGGAAAAUGUGUGUAGUUGUAGAUCAUGGGAGUUAAGUGGGAUCUCAUGUCUUCAUGCUACUGCUGCAAUCAUGUACAUGAAACAACAAGUGGAGGAAUAUGUGCAUGAUUAUUACAUCAUUGAGAGGUAUAAUAAAGCUUAUGAGCAUGGAAUCACAUCUUUAAGAGGUGAGAAAAUGUGGCCUCAUGCAGAAGGUUAG
Molecule: messenger RNA, 1677 nt
Organism: Salvia miltiorrhiza (redroot sage)
Lineage: Eukaryota; Viridiplantae; Streptophyta; Magnoliopsida; Lamiales; Lamiaceae
Exons: 4
Coding region: 1-1677 (558 amino acids)
Molecular function (GO): zinc ion binding
Source: RefSeq, a predicted model, not a curated record